Molecule: messenger RNA, 1189 nt
Organism: Hevea brasiliensis (rubber tree)
Lineage: Eukaryota; Viridiplantae; Streptophyta; Magnoliopsida; Malpighiales; Euphorbiaceae
Product: lactoylglutathione lyase GLX1
Exons: 9
Coding region: 140-1015 (291 amino acids)
Cellular component (GO): cytoplasm
Molecular function (GO): lactoylglutathione lyase activity; metal ion binding
Source: RefSeq, a predicted model, not a curated record
GCAGUGGUGCUAGAAUAUCUCAACCACAUCAGAUAAUAAUGAAUAAUGAAUCAGACUGGAUAUCCGGCAUUCUGGAGAAAACAUUGUCUGUUCUCCUCUUUGGGCUUUACUCUCUCUGUGCUGUGAUUAGUGCUUGACAAUGGCUGAGGUUGCUCCAAAUGCUGAGCUAUUGGAAUGGCCAAAGAAGGAUAAGCGCCGAUUCCUUCAUGUCGUGUAUCGUGUUGGCGAUCUGGAUCGCACCAUAAAAUUUUAUACUGAAUGCUUUGGGAUGAAGUUGUUGAGGAAAAGAGAUGUUCCAGAGGAAAAGUACUCUAAUGCAUUUCUUGGGUUUGGCUCUGAAGAGACUAAUUUUGUUGUGGAGCUGACUUACAAUUAUGGAGUGACUUCAUAUGAUAUUGGAGAUGGUUUUGGGCAUUUUGCAAUUGCGACUCAGGAUGUAUACAAGUUGGUUGAAGACAUCCGUGCCAAGGGUGGCAUUAUCUCUAGGGAGCCUGGUCCAGUCAAAGGUGGGACUACUGUUAUUGCCUUUGCAAAGGAUCCAGAUGGUUAUAUUUUUGAACUCAUUCAAAGAGGACCAACUCCUGAGCCCCUGUGCCAAGUAAUGCUUCGUGUUGGUGAUCUGGAUCGUUCUAUCCAGUUCUAUGAAAAGGCCUUAGGCAUGAAGUUUUUAAGGAAGGUUGAUAAUCCCCAGUACAAGUAUACCUUGGCGAUGAUGGGCUAUGCAGAUGAAUAUGAGACAACUGUUCUUGAGUUGACUUACAAUUAUGGUGUGACUGAAUAUUCCAAGGGAAAUGCAUAUGCGCAGGUUGCAAUUGGUACUGAUGAUGUCUACAAAAGUGCUGAGGUUGUCAACUUGGUUACCCAAGAGCUUGGUGGGAAAAUAACUCGACAACCUGGACCACUUCCUGGAAUUAACACUAAAAUUACUUCUUUUCUAGACCCAGAUGGCUGGAAAACGGUCCUGGUUGACAAUGAAGACUUUCUCAAGGAACUGCAGAAGGGAGAUUCUGCUUAAUUUAAGCGGGCUGUAGGUGCACUACUUGUAUGAAACAAGUUGGUGUUAUUUGUAUCUAAAGCAGCUAGUAAUCCUGGCUUUGGGUUUUGUGAUGGAACCAAGUGAACCUGCGGAGAACAUGUUUAUAUAAAUUGGUGGUAGCAUAUUAAGGCUUUGUUUGGCUAUUCAUUUUUA